AUGGCCAGCCCUGAUCUCACUGCCACUGUUGAAUUCUGCGCACUGGAGCUGCGUCAGGUUGGAGAUGGGCUUUUCUGGAGAUACAAACUGCUGGAAAUACUGAUCAGGAACUACAAGACUGUUACUAAAAUCAAGUGA
Molecule: messenger RNA, 138 nt
Organism: Centropristis striata (black sea bass)
Lineage: Eukaryota; Metazoa; Chordata; Actinopteri; Perciformes; Serranidae
Gene: pmaip1
Product: phorbol-12-myristate-13-acetate-induced protein 1
Exons: 2
Coding region: 1-138 (45 amino acids)
Source: RefSeq, a predicted model, not a curated record